AUGGCCUUCCUAACCCCCAUGGCAAUCCUAGGAGGAAUCCCCUCCAAAAUCCCCGACUUCCCCGCCUCCCUCGUCCUCGCCAUCUUAUUCCUCUCAAUCGCCAUAACAAACAUCAUAAUCUUCAGAGGCAAUCUCUCCAAAGGUCACAAAUUCAAACUCUCAAUCUUCAUGAUCGGUUUCUCCAUGUCCCGAGUCGUCACACUAUCCCUCCGAACCGCCUGGAGUUUCAAACCAACAGAUGUAGACCUGGCGAUAGCAAACCAAGUCUUCAACGCCGCAGGUGUAAUAGCUUUAUACAUCCUAAACCUAAUGUUCUGUCAUCGACUUUUCCGGGCAAGACAUCCUUCCGUUGAACAUGGUAAGAGGAGGAAAAUAUUCUAUGGGAGUUUUGCGGCGAUAUAUGUUGUUAUCGGGUGUACUUUCGUAUUGGUCAUCUCGACGACUAUUUGGAGCUUCUUCACCCAGGAUACUAAGUUACUAAUGAAGUUUUUGACGAUAAGAAAAGUUGGUGGCACGAUUUUGGCGGUUAUUGCCUUUUUACCGUUUAUUAUCGUGCCCAUUGCUUUGUUUACGCCGCAUAAGGGCGUGGAAACGAGUUUGGGGGUUGAGAGGAGAGCUGAGGGAGGGUUUUGGUUGAAGGGGUUGAUUAUUUUGGUUGGAGCGUUUUUCUUGGCAUUCGGCGCCGGCUUCAGAGCAGGAGUUGCGUAUACACCCCCGAGACUAAGAUUUAACCCAGCAUGGUACCACUCGAGGGCCGCAUACUACGUUACAUACUUCGUAUUCGAGUACAUCGUCGUCCUGUGGUUUACGAUCAUGAGAGUCGACCAACGGUUCUCGGUUUACGAUAAGGAGGAUAGGUUGGAGACUUUGAAGGAUAGUUCUGAUGGAACUUUGAAAAGAGCGGAGGCUGGGGAGGGGAGUGGAGAGGGUACUAGUGUAUAG
Molecule: messenger RNA, 942 nt
Organism: Orbilia oligospora ATCC 24927
Lineage: Eukaryota; Fungi; Ascomycota; Orbiliomycetes; Orbiliales; Orbiliaceae
Exons: 2
Coding region: 1-942 (313 amino acids)
Source: RefSeq, a predicted model, not a curated record